Molecule: messenger RNA, 2239 nt
Organism: Lolium rigidum
Lineage: Eukaryota; Viridiplantae; Streptophyta; Magnoliopsida; Poales; Poaceae
Product: very-long-chain aldehyde decarbonylase GL1-3-like
Exons: 9
Coding region: 139-2007 (622 amino acids)
Biological process (GO): lipid biosynthetic process
Molecular function (GO): iron ion binding; oxidoreductase activity
Source: RefSeq, a predicted model, not a curated record
UGGUGUCCAGACUCCACAACACAACACGUCCUUGGGUUAGGAGGAGGUGGAGGAGGCGGGGCGAGGGCGAGACAUCAUCCCAAUACCAAAAAAAGGGUCUCUCCCUCUCUACCCUCCUUCUCCGGCGACUGUCCGGCCAUGGGUUCUCCGCUGUCUGCUUGGCCAUGGGCAAGCCUAGGCGCAUACAAGUACCUGCUAUAUGGGCCACUGGUGUGGACGGCGGCGCAGGCGUGGCGGGAGCAGGGCGGCCCGCCGACGGGGUCUUGGUGCUUCCACCUCCUGGUCCUGCUGGCGCUCCGGUCGCUGACCUUCCAGCUGUGGUUCUCCUACGGCAACAUGCUCUUCUUCACCCGCCGCCGCCGCGUCGUCCGGGACGGCGUCAACUUCCAGCAGAUCGACGCUGAGUGGGACUGGGAUAACCUGGUGAUCAUGCAAACCCUGCUCGGGGCCAUGGCGACCAGCAGCGCGCUGUUCCCGGCAAUCACGGACCUCCGGGUCUGGGACCCAAGGGGCUGGGCCGUGGCCCUUCUGGUCCACGUCGCCUUCUCCGAGCCCGCCUUCCGCUGGGCCCACAAGGCCCUGCACCGGGGCCCGCUCUUCAACGAGUACCACUCCAAGCACCACUCGUCGCCGGUCACCCAGCCGCUCACCGCUGCGUACGGCACGCCAUUGGAGAACCUGGUCCUGACGCUGGCGAUGGGGGCUCCUAUCGCCGGGGCCUUCCUGGCCGGGGCGGGCUCCGUGAGCCUCGUCUACGGGCACAUCUUCGUCUUCGACUACCUCCGCUGCAUGGGUUACAGCAACGUGGAGGUCAUCUCGCACAAGACCUUCGAGGCCUUCCCCUUCCUCAGAUACCUCAUCUACACCCCGACGUACCUGAGCCUGCACCACCAGGAGAAGGACUGCAACUUCUGCCUAUUCAUGCCGCUCUUCGACGCCCUCGGCGGCACCGUCCACCCAAAAUCCUGGGAGCUCCAGAAGGAGGUCGACCAAGGGAAGAACGACCGCGUGCCGGACUUCGUGUUCCUGGCGCACGUGGUGGACGUGGUGUCGUCCAUGCACGUGCCGUUCGCGUUCCGGGCAUGCAGCUCGCUGCCCUGGGCCACGCACCUCGUCCUGCUCCCGCUCUGGCCCAUCGCCUUCUGCAUGAUGGUGUUCCAGGUGUUCUGCUCCAAGACCUUCACCGUCAGCUUCUACUACCUCCGCGGGCGCUUCCACCAGACGUGGACCAUCCCGAGAUACAGCUUCCAGUACUUCAUCCCGCCGAUGAAGGAGGGCAUCAACCACCAGAUCGAGCUCGCCAUCCUCAGGGCCGACAAGAUGGGGGUCAAAGUGCUCAGUCUCGCCGCACUUAACAAGAAUGAAGCGCUGAACGGUGGCGGCACGCUGUUCGUGAGCAAGCACCCGAACCUGAGGGUCAGGGUGGUGCACGGUAACACCCUCACGGCGGCCGUGAUCCUCAACGAGAUCCCCAGCAACGUCAAGGAGGUGUUCCUCACCGGGGCGACGUCCAAGCUCGGCAGAGCCAUCGCGCUAUACCUCUGCAGGAAGAAGAUCAGAGUCCUGAUGCUGACGCUGUCGUCGGAGCGGUUCCUGAAGAUACAGAGGGAGGCGCCGGCUGAGUUCCAGCAGUACCUGGUGCAGGUCACCAAGUACCACGCCGCCAAGACCUGCAAGACAUGGCUUGUUGGGAAGUGGCUGUCGCCGAGGGAGCAGCGGUGGGCGCCGCCGGGCACGCACUUCCACCAGUUCGUGGUGCCGCCGGUCAUCGAGUUCCGCCGCGACUGCACCUACGGCAAGCUCGCCGCCAUGCGCCUCCCCAAGGACGUCCAGGGCCUCGGCUCGUGCGAGUACACCAUGGAGCGGGGCGUGGUGCACGCGUGCCACGCCGGCGGCGUGGUGCACUGCCUGGAAGGGUGGGAGCACCACGAGGUGGGCGCCAUCGACGUGGACAGGAUCGACGUCGUGUGGAAGGCGGCGCUCAAGCACGGCCUCUCGCCGCCGUGACUCUGGCCCAAGGCGUAGCCAGCGGCGGCCGGCCGGCCGGCCGGAAUAACACAUUGGGUUUGUUCGUUCGACUACUGGAUCGAUCGACGGGCGUGCGUGUGUUGAUACUUGAUAGUAGCAUUGGAUGCUCACGUGUUAUAUGUACCUAGUACGAAUACCAAAAAAUGGCAGGAGAAGGACUCGUUAUUACUCCCUGAAACUAGUAACCGGGAACCGGCUCGUUUCAACCGUA